CGCUCCUCGGCGGCGCACUCGGCGGGUCCACCUGCGCAGGACGGAGCGGCCUCUCCUCCGCAGAACUCGAUAUGUCCAGACUUCAAGAAAGUCUCCUAGGGCCACCUUGCUCAUUUCUUCUGCUUUCUGAAGAAUAGAGUUCAGCUCGGAAUAAAACACCUUCUCCCAAGGAUGGUGAAAAGCAGAUUUAUGGAACAAUCUACAAACUUCCAUGGUCUGUCCAGGGACUUGGAAUUUAGAAUGGUAGCUUCCUUUGAGGGGAGGAGAAUGAACAGCCAUGAAACAGAGAGCUGUUGGAACACGAAAUCUGCAUUAUUUGAGAAGGCAAAUUGUCUACAGGAGAAAGCAGUGUACAGCGAGAUCAGGGAUAGAAAAACUGGGGAGCACAUAUUAAGGGAACCCUGCUGGACAUUUGGUGCCAGGAAACAUUGGUUAGUGAAGGGAGUGCUGCAACAGAAGGAGAGUGCCUUCACCGAAGUGAGGAGGUCUGUGGAGAAAGUCAAAGAAGCAGAACAAGGAAACAGGAAGGCCGGUUUGGACAAAGCUGCAGUACAGUCUUCCCCUGGCAGCGCAUUCUCCUUUGUGCGGCCGAACAGCAUCCCAGGGGAACCCAAAAGUGCUUUCAGCAAACCAGCCAAGUGCUGGGAAGACGGAGGGGCUCUGGCUGCUUUUCGACCUCUGAAGGGUAUCAAGGAAGGAAGCCCAAGGAAAUUGUCGGAAUGCAUCGGUGCCACUGACCUCACGCCGUACGGUGGCCACCUCGCUUCUGGAUUCCUGGUAAGUGAUUCAGAUGGUUUCCAGCUGCUGUCGGCUAACCUCAUCCGGAGCAGCCCGUUCCCUUUCUCUUCAGCCCCGUGGCCAAAGGAAGCAGGUGAGCAGACGCAGGCCACCCCUGCUUCCAGCUGCAGCCUUCCCUCCUCUGCCUCCUGGGCUCUGCUGCCUCCCACUUUCUCCCCUCUCGGUGUGGCAGCCCAGAACUGGUGUGCAAAGUGCAGCCUCUCCUUCCACAUGACAUCGGACCUCGUGCUGCACAUGCGUUCCCAUCACAAAAAGGUCGAGGUCUCGAAAGAAACCCAAAGGAAAAGGAGGCAGGAGGAAAAGCUGGCCUGUCCCGUUUGCCAGGAAUACUUUCGAGAAAGACAUCAUUUAUCUCGACAUAUGACUUCACACAACUAGCCUGCAGAUUUAAUGGAUCUCUACUUGUUGGAUAUGUUUGUGUGCACAAGUUGAUUGAAUUCCAUUGUGGUUUUACUGUAUUUAACCAGAAUCUUCAAAAGGCAGCCUUUUGUAGAAGUGUUCAGAAGAAGUGUAAUUACAUGAGCUCCAGAUAGCUCAAGUUCUGAAAAUGAAACUGCAAAUAUGCUUAUAAGGAAAUAAACAGUAACAUGUUAAGAGAAAAGUUUUGCUUUCUGCAGAUCCAUUUUCUUCACCCUAAACUAUGAAAAUGUUGAUAACAAUUUUUUUUCUUUAGUAAUUUGAAGCAGCAACUUUUUCCAUGUCAGAGCCAUUGUGGAAUGAAAUUCUUCCCUAGCCUAGGAUUGAAGUAAAGGAUAUAAUUCAUUUUAAGUUAAGCUUGAUUCCUGGUGACUAUCCAAGCAAAUCCAUAUAAUUUUCCUGAAGUGAUAAAAUGGCCUUCUUCAGUUGUGUGCUGCAGUGCUGCUGCACCAGGCAGUGACAGGUGUGGGUGGGGGGUGGGGGUUGUAUCUCAGAAAAGACUGGUGAGGAUGGAAGUGCCAGCUUCCCAGUUCACACCCACAUGUCUGCAAGCUUUCAAACGAGACCGCAGUGAUUAGAAUAAGAGAAGCAGGAGGCAUCCAUUUAGGGGAUCAAAUCCAGUGCAGGAGUCCAAAUUAAACCACUACCAACAAGUAUCUAAUUUUUCAGCCACAUCAUAUUGUGGAUUUUGGAUAGCCCUGGUAGCAUAAAAGUUCAAAGUUACCUCUGAAUUGGUGAUAGCUUGCCUCCAAGUACCAAUUUCAGGGAGCCAUUUUAUCUCCUCAAAUUAUAUUUAAGAACCAGUUUGAGUUUCAAUAUUCUUAAUAUAAACAUGGACAUAAUGGUUUUGCUCCAUAUGUGUUUCUACUAUCAAGAUUGUAAAGAAAUUUGUUCUAACAGAACUCUGAAACAAAAUUGUACAACAAUUGGUAAAAGGUAUUCAAUGGCCAAAUACUAAUGCAAAGUCCUUUUAUUUGUGUUUGAUCUUACAAUUUCUGCUUUGUUUAAACUUCCAAAAUGUAACUGACAUUUGUUCUGAGGCAUGACAAGCUAAGAAUUCCUCCAUAGCCUCUUGAAGUGACAUCAACUUUAUUUGCUACAAAAAUGGGUAUAUUGCAUCAUUUAUAUUGCACUAUACAUAAAUAUAUGUUGCACUAGCCAAUUUGGUUAGUGGUUAAGCAUCAGGCUAGAAAGCAGAGUUUGCUCUGACUGUUAUAUACAAAUAAUAAACAUGUUGCUAAAAUGUAUAAACUUGUGUUGAAAUUUGAGACAGAAAAAUAAAUAUACUGUAUAAUAAAAUGGGUUAAUUUUUUUGGUUAAAAUAUACAAAUGGAACAAUGGGAAAAUGGACACAAACGCAUAGGCUAAUUCAGAAAUUUUAAAGGCUAAAGUAUGGUUGAAACCAAAGGCUUUUAUUUUGGAACUAAUGGAUACGCAGCUAGAAAAAAAGACUCAGAAUGACAACUGCAGCGAGAUUAUUAGAUGCUCAAAAACGGUCAGUAUUGGCAAGAUAUGAAGUUGAACAUGAAAGAUGAAUUUGUACUUACGGUCAUUUUUGUAUGUAAAUGUGGAAACCUGGAAUCAUGUUGUUCACUAAAAAGAUAUGUUUUUAAAAUGUGGAAAACUGAAAUAAA
Molecule: messenger RNA, 2849 nt
Organism: Pseudonaja textilis
Lineage: Eukaryota; Metazoa; Chordata; Lepidosauria; Squamata; Elapidae
Gene: ZNF488
Product: zinc finger protein 488
Biological process (GO): regulation of DNA-templated transcription; oligodendrocyte development
Cellular component (GO): nucleus
Source: RefSeq, a predicted model, not a curated record